Molecule: messenger RNA, 694 nt
Organism: Meloidogyne enterolobii
Lineage: Eukaryota; Metazoa; Nematoda; Chromadorea; Rhabditida; Meloidogynidae
Source: the annotation of a GenBank genome assembly
UUUUCAGUCGUAUAGUACAAUGACUUCUUCUAAAUUUAUUUUUGUUACCCGCGAUAACAACGAAAUUCAAAUUCCACCACAAUUUUGCGAUAAAAUUGCUUUUAUUAAAAAUUUUGUUGAUACUUAUGAAAAUGUUAAAAAAAUUCAAAUUCCAUCAAAUGCACCAAAAACGGGGAAAGAACAAUUGGAAAUAAUUAUCAAAUUUUUGGAGACUUUGGAAGCUAAUAAGGCCUUUGAUGAGGAAUUUGAUAAGAGCAAUCAACCAGGAGAUGAAACGAACACCCGAGCUCGAUCAAAUUCUCUGUCAAACAAUUUAUGGAUAAAGAAUUUUUUCGACAAAUAUCAACGUUCACAACUUUUUGAAGCAAUCGAAUCUGCAAAUUUUUUGGGAGUUGUUGAUUUUGUUGAUCCUCUAGCUGAAUAUAUUGCUCAAAAAAUUACACAAAUAAAAAGUACUGAAGAAAUGACCGAAUUUUUGGGAUAUCCAAUGGAAGAAGAAAUGAAAGAAUUAUUUGAAAAAUUUGAAAAAGAAAAUGAAAAAGCUCAUCAACAACAAAAAGAAAAGGAAGAGAAAGAAGCUUUGAAAAUGAAAGAGGAAGAAGAGAAACGAUUAAAAGCUGAAGAAGCUUGGUCUGAAGCUUUAAAUGAGCCUGAUGCUAAAAAUGAUGAUGACGAUGAUAUUGGUUUGCCUUAA